GAGACAGAUGGAUAAAACAAAUAGUUGAACACAUACAUGAUAAACAAGAGACAAACUUUGAUACAACUCUCUGGGACAACAAAAUGAUUGAGCAAUGUACAAAAAACUUAGAGGAAUUCACCCGCUUUAUAACACACAAGAUUAACACAAGACUGGCAAUGAUUCCAAUACCAGAAGUAAUUAAUACCAAGUUCAAAUACUUAGACACAAGAUUUUUCCAUACCUUCACCAGAAGAAAAAACUUAAAACCAGCACAUCAGCAAGAAUUCGACUCAAUAUUUUAUAAUGCACUAGACAACUACAAAAAACAGCAUAAA
Molecule: messenger RNA, 317 nt
Organism: Dentiscutata heterogama
Lineage: Eukaryota; Fungi; Glomeromycota; Glomeromycetes; Diversisporales; Gigasporaceae
Source: the annotation of a GenBank genome assembly